GUGUGAGCGUGUAUGUAGUAACUACAUGUGUUUGAAAGACAAACGGUUUCGGUUCAGUUCGGUUUCGGUCAGUGAGGAUCAGUCAGUUAAUGUGAAGUGCGUGUCAAUGCAUCCGGGCAGCUACCGGUCGGAUCCGACGGAGGUUUCAUGCGGUGCGGACGCUAGCUCGUCGUGUCGAAGAGUGCGAUGAUCUGAGAGGAAGAUUCACCACCUUGCGGCAUGGCCUCGGUAGCCGCUUGGCUUCCAUUUGCUCGGGCGGCGGCCAUAGGCUGGGUUCCAGUAGCGGCCCAUCCGCUACCGCCGCCGCCGGUCAUCAAGGACACCCGCAAAGCGGACGACGAAAAGCUCAUCGUCAACGUCUCCGGGCGACGGUUCGAGACCUGGCGCAACACGCUCGAAAAGUAUCCCGACACUCUGCUCGGUUCCAACGAGCGCGAAUUCUUUUACGACGAGGAUGGUAAGGAGUACUUCUUCGAUCGGGAUCCGGACAUAUUCCGGCACAUCCUCAACUAUUACCGCACCGGCAAGUUGCACUAUCCGAAACACGAAUGUUUGACCAGCUACGAUGAAGAGCUGGCCUUCUUCGGCAUCUUGCCGGACGUUAUCGGCGAUUGCUGUUACGAAGACUACAGGGACCGCAAACGUGAGAAUGCGGAACGUCUCAUGGACGACAAACUUUCAGAGAACGGCGAUCAAAAUCUGCAACAGCUGACGAAUAUCAGGCAGAAGAUGUGGCGUGCGUUCGAAAAUCCUCACACGUCGACUGCUGCUUUAGUGUUCUAUUAUGUGACUGGGUUCUUUAUUGCCGUUUCAGUGAUGGCCAAUGUUGUAGAGACCGUGCCAUGCGGACAUAGGCCAGGCCGCGCGGGGACAUUGCCGUGCGGCGAACGUUAUAAAAUAGUGUUCUUCUGUUUGGACACAGCAUGUGUCAUGAUAUUUACCGCCGAAUACUUGCUGCGAUUGUUUGCAGCUCCGGACCGUUGUAAGUUUGUUCGCAGCGUGAUGAGUAUUAUCGAUGUGGUAGCUAUUUUGCCGUACUACAUCGGUUUGGGUAUAACUGAUAAUGACGAUGUGUCUGGAGCGUUUGUCACGCUGCGUGUUUUUCGUGUGUUCCGAAUAUUUAAAUUCUCGCGGCAUUCGCAAGGUCUCCGGAUCUUGGGAUACACGCUGAAAUCAUGCGCUUCCGAAUUAGGCUUCCUCGUUUUCUCAUUGGCGAUGGCCAUCAUCAUAUUUGCCACGGUCAUGUUCUACGCCGAGAAGAAUGUGGACGGGACCAACUUUACGUCGAUACCAGCAGCUUUUUGGUACACCAUCGUCACAAUGACUACCUUGGGGUACGGCGACAUGGUGCCGCAGACCAUCGCCGGCAAGAUCGUCGGCGGCGUCUGCUCCCUCAGCGGAGUGCUCGUCAUCGCCCUUCCCGUCCCGGUCAUUGUCUCCAACUUCAGCAGGAUCUACCAUCAGAACCAGAGGGCGGACAAACGAAAAGCUCAACGUAAAGCUCGGCUGGCGCGAAUCAGGAUAGCAAAGGCGUCGUCCAGUGCGGCGUUCGUAAACAAGAAAAAGGCGGCAGAAGCUAGAAUGGCAGCCCAAGAGUCCGGCAUCGAGUUGGACGACAACUUCCGGGAAGAGGACAUCUUCGAAUUGCAGCAUCAUCACUUGCUGCGAUGUCUGGAGAAAACCACGGAUCGGGAAUUUGUCGAAAUGGAAGUACCGUAUAACGGUCAACCAAAGAGACCAGGCUCACCGUCGCCCAUUGCGAGUCCGGCUCAUUCGACCAAUAGCAACUUAGGAUUGCUACAUGCUUGUUGUGGACGUUGUUGCCCCCAAAAGUAUCAGGUUGUGUGUUUAUCGCAGGCAUGCGGAAAGUACAUUCCCGCGACGGCGGGAACCCCCGGCGGCCAGACUGGAGCUGCCAUGGACGGAACAUAUCUUGUAGAGGCAUCUUUCUAA
Messenger RNA from Ctenocephalides felis (cat flea), 1953 nucleotides. Its product is annotated as potassium voltage-gated channel protein Shal-like. The transcript has 5 exons. Lineage: Eukaryota; Metazoa; Arthropoda; Insecta; Siphonaptera; Pulicidae. The record is from RefSeq and is a predicted model, not a curated record. Gene Ontology annotation, molecular function: A-type (transient outward) potassium channel activity; protein binding. Bases 220 to 1953 code for a protein of 577 amino acids. Gene Ontology annotation, biological process: potassium ion transmembrane transport; protein homooligomerization. Gene Ontology annotation, cellular component: membrane; voltage-gated potassium channel complex.